Messenger RNA from Cydia fagiglandana, 1481 nucleotides. RefSeq names its product large ribosomal subunit protein mL62. The record is from RefSeq and is a predicted model, not a curated record. Gene Ontology annotation, molecular function: peptidyl-tRNA hydrolase activity; translation release factor activity, codon nonspecific. The transcript has 5 exons. Gene Ontology annotation, cellular component: mitochondrial large ribosomal subunit. Gene Ontology annotation, biological process: mitochondrial translational termination. Bases 114 to 716 code for a protein of 200 amino acids. Lineage: Eukaryota; Metazoa; Arthropoda; Insecta; Lepidoptera; Tortricidae.
UUAUAUUUCGCUUUGGAUCGGUAAUCAAUAAAAUGCAAUUUAUGCUUAGUUUUCAAUUAGAAUUGGUAUAAGACACAGUAAACAUAAUCGAUAGUUUGUCUUAUUUCGGCAAUAUGGCGUUCGCCCCGUUGAGAGUGGGGUUUAUACAAAAAAUUGUUCAGAAUGCAUUCUAUACUACUAUGAGACGACCUAUGGCUUACAAAAGCGCUAUAUCUUUGGAGACAUUGUACCCUAACAGUUCUUUAAAACUCAGCACUCCCUCGUUUAAUGCUGACCCAAAGGAGAAAUUCUCCGGUUUCAUCCCUAUGGAAAAACUGGACAUCACAUACAGCGCCAGCUCUGGGCCGGGGGGACAGAAUGUAAACAAAGUGCACACCAAGGUUGACCUGAGGUUCAAGCUGAGUGAAGCAGACUGGCUGCACCCAGAAGUGAAGGAAAAGAUGCUAGAACUGCAUGGGAAGAAAUUAUCCAAAGAAGGGUACCUGAUCAUCCGCUCGGACGCCACGCGUUCUCAGCAGCUCAACUUAGCAGACUGCCUCCAGAAACUUCGCACUCUUCUGAGGGAUGCCGCCGUCACGCAGCAGACGCCAUCGCCGGAGACGCUCGAGAAAGUUAGGCAGAGACACCUGAAAGCUGCGCGUAUGAGGGUGGCGCUGAAACGCGAGGACGCAGUGAAGCGCGCGCAGAGGCAACCGCCGACCGUCGUCGACUUAUGAUUCUUCCACUAAUUGGCCGCGUUGCUCUAGGCUACAGACUUCAAGACAAUGGACUAACACCUAUACCAAUAUCAAUGAGAACUUUCUGAUAUACAACACUUAAGCGCGCAUAAAGCUCUGUGCACACCGGGUGCGUCUGCACAGAGCUUUAUGCGCGCUUAAGCAAAUAUGUAGAGUUAUUCUUAUUGUCACUUGCAAGCAAAAAUAAACGUACAAAUCUUCCAUGUCUAAUGAAAUGUGAGGGCCAAAAUCACCAUGCGAAGACAGUGAUUUUGAGUCGUGAACGUUGAUGCGACUGUAAUAAUUCAGAAACGUCUUGUUUGUGCAGAGUGGCGUAUCUGAUAUUGUGUAUAUAAUAUGUAAAACAGCAAAAGCCGCUGAGGACAGAAUCCUAUGUUAUUUAUGAGAGGAUCAGAAAACUAGGUAGACUAAAAACUUCAAAUUAAAUGUUCUAUUAAGUGUUUGUCCAUCGCCAUACCGUCUGUAGGCCAGUGUCUAAAAUCCUCAGCUAUUUUGAAAGUCAUUCAAUCAGUAGUGUGUUUACUGCCAAAGUUACCUUGUGGUCCCUGAACAAGUGGAAAAACGUCCGUAAAUAAAACCAGACUAAUAAAAUGACUAUCAAAAUACCUUGAGAAUUGGUGGCAGUCAGCCUGUUUUUGGCUGCCAAACGCGUCCAGUUACCAUUACCUUUAGUUCUUCUACUUUGAAUGUAAUGUAUUUAGCUUUUAGAUAAAAUAUGAUAAUAAAGUUUAAAAUUGUUUAUUU